Molecule: messenger RNA, 2002 nt
Organism: Haemonchus placei
Lineage: Eukaryota; Metazoa; Nematoda; Chromadorea; Rhabditida; Trichostrongylidae
Source: the annotation of a GenBank genome assembly
UAGUGAUGAAGAAGGUAACUGUGGCCAUUACAGUCAUAAUGAAUAGACAACAUAUGCUUUCAGAGAGCUCUAUGCAGCAGUUCCCGGCAUCCGAAAGUCAUUGUUGGGCGUCAACGCUAAACAGUUCGGUGAGAAGUUCCAUCAUCUCCAAAAGAAGAUUUCUCGACAUUCGUCUAUGGGCAGCAUGGAGAGCAUUGACUCUGAUGGAAAAGAUGACGAACAAAGUAGGUGUUCCCUUACUCAACGAGUAAUCAACGUCUCUAAUGCACCACCAGUAUCGCUGAAACGAGAAAAGACUGGGGAUUGGGAAAUCAAACAAGGAUCAGGAGGACUGGUGGCGUGUGUCGAUCCAGUGAUGAACAAGGACCGCGAAAAUAUUUGGCUAGCUAAUCUCGGUAUGAACCUGAAAGACAAGCGCAAAAAAUCCAUGUCAUCAGAGGAUUCGGAAUGCUCAGCGAUGGCGCCUUCAACGAACACUCUCGGGCUCCCAUUGAUAAAGCAGGCAAUCGCAGAAGUUCUUUUCCACGUGCUUGCCGAUGACGACAAACCGGAAAAGGAAUCGAACGCUGAGCAACGUAAAGCCAGAGAAGAAAUGUCGUUGCUGGGCGUGUUGAAUAACUACAACCGCGGCAACUACAAACUGAAUCCGGUCAUUGUGCAAGAAGAAGACUAUAAUGUGUACUACGGUGGUAUCAGCAAUGGCCUUCUAUGGCCAGCUCUACACAACUUGCCUGAAUACAUCGUCGCUGACUAUGAUACACCGAAGAUUCUGCGUGACCACUGGUGCGCUUAUGUUCGCGUCAACUAUCAAUUCGCUAUUGAUGCCGUCCGAAAUAGUCGCCCUCAGGACUUUAUUUGGAUUCACGACUAUCAUCUCAUGUUAACCGGAAUGAUUAUGCAGUCGUUGGACCCAAAUCUAGACGUAAAUGCCAUUCCCAUCUAUUAUUACAAGUUUGCGCUCACAUUCCAUCAUUUUGUCGGCUUCUUUCUUCACACACCGUUUCAACCACCCGACACUUUUUUCACGAAGUACGUAACAUGUGGACUACCAGUUUUAAGGGGACUUCUGAGGUUCACGAAGGUUGGCUUCCAAACACAUCGAGAUCGAGCCAAGUAUUUGGAGCUAGUUCAGCAACAUCUUAAGGGUGUAUCUAUCUCGGUUUUCUCUCCUCAAGAGACUAAUUCAGUUACUCACGAAGGAUGGACAUGCUCAUUGGGCGUGUUCCCAGUUAGUAUCAAAAACGACGACUUUCUGAAGUUUGUACAUAUGCCGGAAUCCGUGGUGAAGAAGGAAGCCAUAAGAAAGAAGAUUCUCGGCACUAAUCCUCCAAAAGGCUCACGUUUCUUCUUUUCCGUCGAACGAUUCGAUUACACCAAAGGGAUCAAAGAGAAGCUAGUGGCCUACAAACGAUAUUUCGAAAAAUAUCCUGAUCAUAUAAGAAGGAAAUUGUCUUUUCAGGUCGCUGUCACGAAUCGUCGUUCUGUGGAUACUUAUCGAGUAUAUCAAGACGAAUGCAUCGAUCUUGCAAAGCAAAUCGUGGAAAAGUUCAAGGAUCCCAAUAGAGCCGAGUGGAAGCCCCUUGUUUUCCAGACCGAUGGAUUACCGCGCCCAGAGUUAGUUGCAGCGUACAUGGCUAUGGAUAUUGGAAUCGUAACACCGAAAAAGGAUGGCAUGAAUUUGGUAGCUAAAGAAAUGUUGGUGUGCAACCCACAAGCCGGACUUAUUCUUUCCACUGGUGCCGGUUCGGAGAUUCAAUUCACCACUUCCGGGCUUUACAAAGAGGAUGGCGAGAAGAACUACCACCGAGUUUCAAAUUUGUACGAUGUCGAGGCGUAUGCAGACACGUUCUACGCAGCUGCUACAGAACCUGUAGAAGUACGAGCAGCUCAUGGAAAGCGAUUAAGCGAAUUCAUACUUUCUAAUGAUAUUGAACGAUGGAGCGCCGCCUUCCUGGAUCCCAGUUGGACACAUCAAGUAAUUCGUCCUACACAGGUUGGUUAG